Messenger RNA from Kuraishia capsulata CBS 1993, 1194 nucleotides. RefSeq lists its product as uncharacterized. The transcript has a single exon. NCBI's taxonomy places the organism in Eukaryota, Fungi, Ascomycota, Pichiomycetes, Pichiales, Pichiaceae. The coding region runs from base 1 to 1194 and encodes 397 amino acids. The record is from RefSeq and is a predicted model, not a curated record. Gene Ontology annotation, molecular function: protein binding.
AUGACAGAACAAGUCCAGUUUAGAAUAAUAGUCGGCUCUUACGAGCACAACUUAUUAUGCCUUUCGUUGAUUCUCCCUACUGGCCAGAACACAUCCGAAGCAGUCUUCCAGCCGAUUUUCCAUUUCCAGGCACAUUCGCUCAGCAUCAAGGCCAUUGACGUUGCCAAGAGAUACCUAGUGACCGGUUCAAAUGACGAACAUAUCAAGAUCUACGAUCUACAGAAGAGAAAGGAGCUGGGAACGCUUCUUGAACACAACGGUACCAUCACCGUGCUGAGGUUCUCGAAGGAGAAUAGAGGACUAGAGAAAGAAGAGGAGGACUCUGAAAAACGUGUUGUUCACAAGGACGGCAAAUGGCUUCUUUCUGCUUCUGAAGACGGCAGAAUUGUGAUUUGGGGUACCAAAGACUGGGAGAAGUUUGGAGUGUUGAAGGGACACACUAAGAGAAUCAACGACCUUUCGAUCCAUCCCACCGGAAGAAUUGCCGUGAGUGUUUCUGAUGACAUGACCGUGAGACUAUGGAAUCUCAUGACUGCGAAGAAGGCCUCUGUGUUGAAGCUGAAGGGUAGAGACACUCUUGGCCAGGCAGGCGAGUUUGUGAGGUUUUCCGCUGAUGGUGAGCACUUUGUGGUUGGUUUGCUGAAUAAGAUCUUUUUCUAUGAGACGAGGCAAGCCAAGAUCUUGAAGACGUUCAACUUCACCAAGAGUCUGAUGCGCAUGGACCUUGAGGUGGUGAAUGGGAUUGAGUAUCUUAUCACUGCCCACAAUGACGGAACCGUACAGUUCUUCAAAUUCGCGAUUGAUGAUCUCAAGGAGGAGCCUGAUUUCAAGCUCCAGGGCCAUGCGACCAGAGUGAAAGACUUUAGCAUUUAUCACAGUGGAAACAACUCUUAUCUGGUAUCUGUUUCGUCUGAUGGAAAGAUCGUGGUGUGGGAUCUACAGACCAAAGAGCAAGUUGCAGUCUAUGACUCUGGUGAAAGAUUGAACGUGUGUUGCGUUGUCGAAGAGAGUGUGGAGAAGCCCGAGACCAUGAGAAAGCUUGUGGAGCAAGCUGAUACCAAUUACAGCGAACAUGAGAGCGAUUACGAGAGCGAUGGAGAGCGUCUGAAGGAGAUGAUGAAAUCAAAGAAGAGUAAGAAGAGCAAGAAGGGAAAGAAGAAGCGCGAUAAGCAGAUUACAGUGGAGAUCAAAUAG